Glycine soja is the source of this 2232-nucleotide messenger RNA. Its product is annotated as AAA-ATPase ASD, mitochondrial-like. The transcript has a single exon. Bases 519 to 2021 code for a protein of 500 amino acids. The record is from RefSeq and is a predicted model, not a curated record. Lineage: Eukaryota; Viridiplantae; Streptophyta; Magnoliopsida; Fabales; Fabaceae. Gene Ontology annotation, molecular function: ATP hydrolysis activity; ATP binding.
GACUUGUAUAUAUAAACGACAGAAGAAAAGAAAAAGAAAGGUGUGGAUUGAAUGGAUCGAUUUUGAUUGAUAUCAUGAUCAGAAAAUGUAUGGUUGGGUUAAGUAGCUAGCUAGAGCUAGAUGAUGAGUGCAUGGCAAGUUGCGAAUGUGGGGUUUGCUUUAUUACUUAGAGGAGUAGUGAUCCAUUAUUCUUGUGUUUCCAUCCUCAUCCAAACAUGCUCAAGCUUCCAUCGUACAUGACAAACAUUGGGGGGCCAAAUUUUCCAAUCCAGCAGAGAAAAAGUGGCUUGGACUUGGCAAACAUCACUCAUUGUCAAAUGGAUUCGUUUAGCACUGACAGCGACCUCUUCUUCCACUUCAACUCAGAUUCUCAUGUAUGUGACAUUACAGCUUCGAGGGACACCGCCCCAAAAAGAAAACACCCUUUUCUCUGCUCCUUAUAUUAUGCAUCCCUAGCCAAGUAAAAUAACACCACAGACACACACACACAACACUAGUGUCAGUAGUGUUUGUGUGGGAUGGGGGAACUAUGGACCCAAAUGGGUUCAUUGAUGGCCACAAUCAUGUUUGUGUAUGCCAUGGUUGAGCGUUUUUUCCCUGCCGCGCUUCGCGACACUCUUCAAAUCCACUGUCAGAAAGUGGUGAACCUCUUGUACCCUUAUGUCGAAAUCACCUUCCCUGAGUUCUCAGGAGAGAGACUCAAGCGUAGCGAAGCUUACACUGCCAUUCAAACCUAUCUCAGUGAGAAUUCUUCGCAACUAGCCAAAAGACUCAAAGCUGAAGUGGUGAAAGAUAGCCAGAAGCCUUUGGUGCUUAGCAUGGACGACGACGAAGAGGUCACCGAUGAAUUCCAAGGUGUGAAGCUCUGGUGGGCUGCUAGCAAAACUGCCUCUAACCCUCAUGCAUAUUCCUUCUCUUACUAUUCUCCCCCUGAUGGAAAGAGAUAUUUCAAGCUCACUUUCAACAAAAAGCAUAGGGAUCUCAUCACCGUUUCUUACAUCAAACAUGUGUUGGAAGAGGGGAAAGAAAUUGCCUUGAGAAACAGGCAGAGGAAGUUGUACACCAACAAUCCUAGCAGUGGUUGGUAUGGCUACAAACAAUCAAAGUGGAGCCACAUAGUGUUCGAGCACCCUGCGACUUUCGAGACUCUUGCAAUGGAGCAUUGGAAGAAGGAAGAGAUCAUCAAUGACCUUGUCAAGUUCAGGAAUGGGAAGGAUUACUAUGCCAAGAUUGGAAAGGCUUGGAAGCGCGGCUACUUGCUCUUCGGUCCUCCCGGGACUGGUAAGUCUACUAUGAUAGCUGCAAUGGCUAAUUUCAUGAACUAUGAUGUCUAUGAUCUUGAGCUGACUGCAGUGAAGGACAACACUGAGUUGAGGAAGUUGUUGAUUGAGACUUCUAGUAAGGCUAUUAUAGUUGUUGAAGACAUUGAUUGCUCGCUCGAUCUCACCGGCCAGAGGAACAUGAGGAGGGAAAGGGGUGAGGAAGAGGAACCAAAAGAUCCUAGUAAGAAAGAUGAAGAGGAGGGUAACAAGAAUAGCAAGGUAACUCUAUCAGGGUUGUUGAAUUUCAUUGAUGGCAUUUGGUCAGCAUGUGGGGGAGAGAGGAUUAUUAUUUUCACAACAAACUUUGUGGACAAGCUUGAUCCUGCUCUUAUUAGGACAGGUAGGAUGGACAAACACAUUGAAUUGUCCUAUUGCCGCUUUGAGGCAUUCAAGGUGCUUGCCAAGAACUACUUGGAUGUUGAUUCGCACUAUUUGUUCGCUAGAAUUGCGAAUUUGUUGGAAGUGACCAAUGUGACUCCUGCUGAUAUUGCUGAGAAUCUCAUGCCAAAGUGUUUGAAUGAGGAUGUAGAGUCUUGCUUGCUGAAUUUGAUUCAAUCUCUUGAGAAAAAGGUGGCAGAAGAAGAAGAGGAAGAAGCAGGGUUGAAUGAAGAAAAGGUCAAGGGGGAACCUACUCAGCAGGAGAACAAAAAUAAUGGGCACAGUGUGGAAGAUGUGAAGGAAAAUGGAUUCGUGCUUUGAGUGGGAAAUGGAAAUACUCUUGAUUGAGAUUGUUACACUUUCUGGCUAAGAUAUCUAUUCUGCUGCAUUAUUAUUUUGUCCACUGCAUGUAUCUUUUCAGCUGAAUUGAUAGCAAUCAUCUCCUGUAGUUCAAUUUGUGGUUGAAACAUCUAUUCAGCAAUAUUAUUGUGUUGUUCUUUAAGGGGUCAAUUAGAUCUAUCAUUCUCAUUCA